CAAAUGGUUUACAUUGGGCCACAACGACCAUUCAAUGAUUUGCGUCAAGUAUCGUUUUUUUUGUCCAGCGUUUAUUUUGCAGAUCUUUUGUAUUUUGCACUGGGAGAAACUGACAUAGCAAACUCAUCUGUAUGAUCGGGGAGCAGGAGAACACAGUAUGGUCCGGGAAACCAGACAUUUAUGGGUGGGAAAUUUACCCGAAAAUGUACGAGAGGAGAAAAUUAUUGAGCACUUCAAGCGAUAUGGACGGGUGGAGAGUGUCAAGGUCCUGCCCAAACGGGGUUCAGAAGGUGGAGUCGCAGCCUUUGUGGAUUUUGUGGACAUUAAAAGUGCUCAAAAGGCUCAUAAUGCUGUUAACAAGAUGGGGGACAGAGACCUGCGCACUGAUUACAAUGAACCAGGCACAAUUCCUAGUGCAGCGAGAGGGCUGGACGAUAGUCUGUCCUUAGGCUCUCGUGGCCGGGAUGUUUCAGGGUUCACAAGGGCGGCAGGGGGGGCUGUGUAUGGGGCCCCCACGUCGCUUCACAGCAGAGAUGGACGCUAUGAACGCAGACUAGACGGGACUGCUGAAAAUCGGGAUCGGGCGUAUGAUCACGGUGCCUAUGGACAUCAUGAGCGUCCUGGUAGCAGUUUCGACCGUCAGCGGCACUAUGAAACAGACUAUUAUCGUGAUGCUAGAGAGAGGACUCUAAGCACAGCUGGGAGUGGGUCUGGUACCUCCAGUGGAAGCGGUACAACUGUGUCAUCAGGAGUUGGAACUAUAGUUAGCGCUGUUGCUGGAAACGCAGGAGCUAGUGGAUCAGCAGGGGCCUCAACUGGAGGAAGCGCAGGAUCUGCAUCCAGCGGGGUUGGUUUCUACCGCUCCCACAGCAGGAGCCCUUGUCGCUUUGAGACGCCAGAGCCUCGAUAUGAGUCUCGUGCCAGAGAACCUUUCACUUUGGCCAGUGUAGUUCACAGGGACCUUUACCGGGAGGACCGGGGGCGGCGUGGGGAGCGGUCGUACCGCCACAGUCGCAGCCGAUCUCCACAUUCGACACAUUCGCGGAAUCCCUCUCCUCAGAGACUAGUGAGUCAGGCUACUCGUCCUCCACGCUCCAACAGUGGGUCAGGCUCUCACAGCCGCUCCUCCAGUUCAGACUCAGUCAGCAGUACCAGCAGCAGUACGAGUGGCAGUGAUUCUAGCAGUAGCUCAAGUGAUGACUCGCCAGCCCGUUCAGUGCAGUCAGCCGCUGUCCCUGCACCCUCAGCUCUUCCUUUAUCCUCCCUUGACAAGGAUGAACCACGUAAAAGCUUCGGCAUCAAAGUCCAAAAUCUUCCCGUGCGCUCUACAGAUACAAGCCUAAAGGAUGGUUUGUUUCACGAAUUCAAAAAACAUGGGAAAGUUACAUCUGUGCAAAUCCAUGGAGCUUCAGAGGAGCGCUAUGGACUUGUCUUUUUCCGCCAGCAAGAAGACCAAGAGAAAGCUCUUGGAGCAUCAAAGGGGAAGCUUUUUUUUGGCAUGCAAAUCGAUGUCACGGCCUGGAAUGGCCCCGAGACAGAAAGCGAGAACGAGUUUCGACCCUUGGAUGAGAGGAUUGAUGAGUUUCAUCCAAAGGCAACACGGACAUUAUUCAUUGGAAACCUGGAGAAGACCACCAGUUACCAUGACCUGCUAAAUGUCUUUCAGCGCUUUGGAGAAAUAGUUGAUAUUGACAUUAAAAAGGUGAAUGGAGCCCCGCAGUACGCUUUUCUACAAUACUGUGACAUUGCCAGUGUCUGCAAGGCCAUAAAGAAGAUGGAUGGCGAAUAUCUUGGCAACAACAGACUAAAGCUGGGCUUUGGAAAGAGUAUGCCUACAACAUGUGUUUGGUUGGAUGGAUUGGCGUCAAACACAACAGAGCAGUUUCUCACUCGACAUUUUUGCCGCUAUGGACAUGUUGUCAAAGUUGUUUUUGACAGGAUGAAAGGAAUGGCCCUUAUCUUGUAUAACAACAUUGAAUAUGCACAAGCUGCAGUCAAAGACACAAAGGGAUGGAAGAUAGGAGGCAGUAAAAUUAAGGUGGACUUUGCAAAUCAGGAAAGUCAGAUGGCUUUCUAUCGUUCAAUGCAGGCGUCUGGACAGGAUAUUCGAGACUUUUAUGACAUUCUCUCUGAAAGAAGGGAAGAUCGACGAACCCAAUAUGAAUUUCAAGCAGAGAGACAAUAUUAUGAGAACGUACGAACACCUGGAGCUUAUAGUGAAGAUCCACGACGGAAAUACUCUGCAAGAAGUCGAGAGUUCUAUGCUGAAUGGGAUCCAUAUCAGGGAGAUUACUAUGAUCCACAAUACUUUGAGGACCCUCGGGAAUAUCGGGAAUACAGAGCUGACCCUUAUGAGCAGGACAUUCGCAAAUAUAGUUAUUUGCAGCGGGAACGUGAAAGAGAGAGGGAACGCUUUGAAACGGAUCGUGGACGUGAUCAUGGGAGGAGGACCAUUGAGCGCAGCCAAAGCCCAUCUCACCUUUCCAGUCGUCGUGCUGCCAGCCCUACGGCAUCUCCUUCACUCUCUGAAAGGAUACCAAGUGAUUCAGACAGGCAAAUUUGUUGUCGAUCAUCUGAAAGAAGCGGAAGUUGCAGUUCAAUCUCCCCACCCAGAUUUGAGAAACUGGAAAAAGCCAGAUCUGAAAGAUAUAAUAAAACUGAAAAGCUUGAGAAGGAUCGGGUUUUUGAAAUCGAAAGGGGGAGUUUGGUUGAAAAGGAAAAGAGAACUGGCCGAAAAGAUAGAGGGGACAAAGACAAAAGUGAGAAACAGAGGCUUAAGAAGCUUAAAGUCACAUCACCGAUCAUCCAACCAUGUGAGACAGAACCUGAACUAGAAAGAGAUGUUAGUCCGGAGUCUGCUCUACGAAGCAAGGCCAGUAAAAUUUUAAAGGAAACCUCGAGCAAAGGAAGGUUAGACCUUCUGCCUUGUGUGGUGCAGUUAACACGAGUUAAAGAAAAAGAAGGAAAAUUGAUUGGCCAUGCUGUUCUGGACAAACAGAUACUGAGGAGUGGGAGUGACAGUCCUAGAUUGGCAUCACCAACAGCUGACCAGAGAAGUCCUCCCUUUCGCUCAGAAUCAUCAAAAGGUGAAAUCUCUAAGCAUGGGAAGAUGCCCAGAGACAAAAAUGUGCACAGCUCAGUGGAGGUUACUGACAAGGACAGCAAAAUUAAAAACAAAAAACAUGGGAAAUCUGAAACUGGGUUUGACAGUAGUAUUUCUGUGGAUAUUGACAGAUUAGCUGCAAGGAAAAGACGUUUUGAAGAAUCUGUGAGAACUGAUCGACAAAAGAGAGCCAGUGAUGAGGACUCCAGCAGAGCUGGACUUUAUAAACUGUGGAACAGUGCAAAGGAGACAGACUUGGAGAAGAACCAUUUGAUACGAGGAAUGCAUAAAAAGGAGCAGCACAAAGAAAAAUGUGUCCGUAUGGGUUCAGUUAAUAGUCCUAAAGAUGGAAGAGACUGUGAAAGCAACUUUUCAUUGGAUGGACCGUCUCAUCUUGGGGAGCUUCCUGAUGAUUCUGCAGAGCGGUUAGACUCUCCCUACCUUAAAAUGGAUUUAGAGGGCUCAAAAAGUGAAAACAGCUCCUGUCACAUAAAGAUAUCACAUGACUUGGAUGAAUUAAAAGAACAAAAAACUGUUUUGUCUGAAAAUGAACAAGGGAGAACAAAGUGUGGAGACUCUGAGGGAGAUGGACAUUUUGUGAACAUUGACCAAACUAAUUUUUGCACAAAACAAAUUGAGCAGAGUCGAUGGCUCCGAUCCAAACUUGGCGAUCCUGAUAAGUUAGUCAAGUUUGAAAAGUCACCAAACAAUGAGACAUGCGAUUUUGAGAAGGAUUUCAUCAUUCAUGAUGUUGGAAAAUCAAAUCAGGACAUGACCAGUGAUGACUUCUCUUCUAAUAAAAGAAAAAAAUUGGACAAUUUUGACUUUGAAUCUCUCAAAAUGAAACGAGAAACCAACUUUGCAAUCUCCCAAAAGGUAAAUGAGGACAUAUACAAUAUGCCAUCUUCUAUAAGAGCUGCUCAGUUUUCUGAAAAUGAAGAGGAAGAAGCUGCCCACAUUUCUCUGUCAGUUACAAAGAAAGAAAGAAAAUCCCCUCCAGUAAUGGAUGAGAAAUUUUCUCACUCAGAAUCAUUGAAGAACAGUUUGGGUCUGACAGGCAGACAUCUUCCGCCGUCUGACAACGAGUUCUCAAAGCUUAAAACAUCCUUGCUUGGAUGUGAUAAUGAAUUGAUGCAACAUUGGGAAAGACGGAUGAAGUCUGAUUCUCUUAAAAUGGAAAUGACAUUCCCAAGUAAUAUUUCCAACCGCGAGACCAUCCGCAAACGCAUCAGCCAGGAUUUGGAGCCUGGAGAAGUGCAGUCCGAUUCUGAUGAUGAUGGAGAAAACAAACACAUCUCUCCUAAGUUAAGUAGUCCCUUGUCAUAUAUCCUCAGGGAUCGUGAUGAGAGGAUGACAGAACUCAAGCUUUCAGGCUCUUUGGAGAAAAAUAAGUUCUAUUCAUUUGCUUUGGAUAAAACAAUAACUCCUGAUACAAAAGCACUCCUUGAAAGAGCCAAAACUUUAUAUUCCUCAAGAGAAGAUAAUUGGUCUUUUCUUCCCUCACGCUUCCCGGUCUCCCACACCUGUUCAGAUAAGGACAAAGCAGAGUUAGCACCUCGACCUAUUCCGUCUUGGUAUAUGAAAAAGAAAAAGAUUCGUACUGAAUCUGAUGAAAAGCCACACUGUAAAAAGGAGGAACUCAAGCCACAGGACCAAGAACGCCAGGAAUUAUUUGCAUCUCGUUUUCUGCACAGCUCGAUCUUUGAGCAGGAUUCUCGGCGUUUGCAGCGACUUGAACGUAAAGACCAAGACUUUGAAACUGGGGGUAAUAGGCCUUUUACCAAGCUUGGUACUGCUGAGGCUCAUCCCGAAUCUGGAGGAGCUGAUAUCCCACAAGAGCCCACAGUACUUUUCCACAGUCGAUUUUUGGAACUUCAGCAACAAAAAGACAAGGAUCAUCCCCUGCCUGAUGCUGAGGAUGACUCAACAGAGGUAGAUGUGAAAAGAGAUGAAGUUCUGAACUGUGAUAAUGUAAUGUCUGACAAAGAAUCUGAGCAGGCAUUGAAGGCUAAUGACAAAUCAGCCAGCCCCCCAUUAACCAUGAUAGUUUCACCAUCUGUUCCUUCCCCCAAAGAACCAUCUCCACCAGAAAAGAAGGAAGUUUUAACUCCACCCUCAGAUCAGCCUGUGUCAUUUGUCAAAGAAGAGAAAGUGGAGCCAGUCCAGAAGAUGUCGCCAUCUCAUUCUCUUCCUAUAGAGGAUGUUAAAUCUACUGCUCCUAAGCUGAACAGUACACCUACAUUUACAGUUUCAGAACCAGAAAAUGAAAUGGAAACAAAAGCAGAGUUGGUUGAACCCAAAAUUAAGUGUAGUGAUAGUUUGAAAGUGGAACGUAAUCCUGUUGUGGAAGAUAAGCCUCCCACUCCUGGUGGUUCCCUAAGUGCCUUUGAAAAAGAGACUUCAGAAUUUUCUUACUCUGAGGCUUCAAAGGUGGAAGAAAAAUCUGAAAUGAUUAAGACGGAGCCUGAAAUCGAAAAUCAAGAAACAAAGCACUUUGAGGAAUCUCAGAAAACCGAGACAGAUAGUGAGCCAUGUAUGUCAGAGCUGGAUACUGAAAUAAAACCAUUACCCAACCGCAGACAGCCUAAGGGUAAAAGGGCAAAACCCUUGUCUGCAUUGCGAACUGCACAGCAGACCCAAAAUGUCAGCACUGAAAAACCAGCAACUCGAAAAAGCGAGCGGAUUGACAAGGAGAAACUCAAAAGGGCCUCAUCUCCUCGAGCAGAAGCACCCAAAGUAUCACUUGAGUCUAAAACCACAUCCAAGUCACCAAUACAUGCAUCAGAUUCAGAGCAAAACCUUGAGUUGAGUUUGAUUCAUGGGAGAACACGUCGGAGGAAUGUAAGGUCGGUCUACGCCACACUACAUGAAGAUGAACAAACUGGUAAAGAGACUGCAGAGUCACCACGCUGCAUGCGCAAACGUGGUGCUGAUAAAGAACCUGUACAGCAAGAUGUUCAAAUUCCUACAAGCGCCAGACGGGGACGCCCUCCCAAACGAGGCAUCAAACGAAUUGAGGAAGUCUCUCCAUUAAAAGAGGAUCCAAAGAAAAUGACGGAAGUGGAUACAGCGAUCAAAGACGCAUCAAGUACCGUAGAAGUUGUAAAAGCUUCUGAGGGAUGGCGUUCACCCCGCACACAGAAACUUCAACAAGCACCACAAAGUUCAGCAAACAAGAAAGGAAGCAGAGUGGAUAAAUCGUCCGGGAGCAAAUUAGCCGAACAAGCUAAUUCAACAAGUCAUAAUGACUCGGAGCUUAACCCUAAAGCCGAUUCUGAGCUGUUUAGCAAGGUAUCAGACAAGGAGGAAAAUGCAGGCUCCCCAGUGCAUGUUAAAGAAAAAGAUUCAAAAGAUUCCAGUGGAAAAAAGUCACCUGAGGCUGAUAUUGAAAAGGUAGACACCAGUCCAUCUGAGAGGAGACAACAAACUGAAAAGAGUAUUAAAAUGAAAACCCCCAGGCUGAAACGAAAUACUAAGCAGAUCACUGAAGACAAAUCCCACAGUUUGAAAAAUCUUGAGAUCCGUGUUAGUGUUGACGAUGUAAAAGGCUUGCUUCGUUCAGAGGAUGUUGAGCCUGAGACUUUUAAAGCUGCUACCGUAACAAAAACCAAGUCAGUAGUACAAGAUAAGAAGGAAGCACAGAUAACAGAGUUUCCAAAUGAUUCCAAAGAACUUGGUAAACCGGAAAAAGAAGAUACACAGUCAGAACCUGAACUUCCUGUUGAUCCAGCUGCUGUUCUAUUAGCUCAGCAGAUGGAACUAGAACAGGCUGUUGAAAAUAUUGCCAAACUAACAGCUGACCAAGCGCCUCGACAGAAUAAGGAACCACCUGCAGGGCAACCAACUGUAUCCACCCUUGUCAUAGUGGAACCAGAACGUGAAGUUGAGGAGGAAAAGCGAGCAAAUCCCGCAAGUGAAACUGAACUUGCAGCUGCUAUUGAUUCCAUUACAGCAGAAGAUAUCUGCGGAGAUGCAGAUGGCUUCACAGCUCCUCCUACUUAUACAGCUCUUAUUCCUACCCCUGAAUCUGUAAUAUCCUCUUCAUCCUCCUCCAAUGAGAUUAUGGAGCCUGAAACACAUAUGGUGAUCAAUAAUAUCAUUGCAGGGGACUUAGAUGAUGAGUCACCAAGCCCUAAGGGAUCAGUGGUAGAAUCUAAGGCCGCUGAUGAGCCUAUUCUACUUGAAACACCUAAGAAAACAGGCAAAGUUAGAGCUAAAACCCCAAAGAAAUCAAGAAGUCGUAAAGGUGCAGCUAACAAAAAGGGGGAAGCCACUGAAGAUGUUUCUCAAUCAGAGCCCUCCCCAGUCAAGUUACCCGAGUCAAUCCCAGAAGAUCCAGAAACCCUUAAUUCAAAAGCAGCUACCGUUACAGCUGGGGAUGCUACAGCAGCUUCUGUUGUUACUGCUGUUGCAACUUGUAGGCGUGACGUUACAAGUGCUAUAACUGUAGACACACCCAAAGAAGCAGAACAGCCUGAGGUUGAACAGCCUGUACCUAAAGAAUCUGCGUUUCAUUCAGAUACAACCAACAUUUCUGCUUGUAAAAAGCAUCCCCUUGCCCCAGAGCCAUGCACUACUACAUUUAGCCCUGCUCGCCCACAGCCAGUUUCCCAGUUCAACGUUCCUCUGCUGCGACCUGCCAAAAUGCAGCUUUCACCUGACUGGCCCCAGAGAUCUGAAGAAAGCAGAAUCUAUGUCGCUCCUUCAUGUCAUGUCACAGUGGUAACCCCUUCUGUACCUGUAUCAACUGCACUUGGAACCCCCACCGCAAAUCCCCCGAUGCCUCCUGACACCAAGGCCUCUGAUAUUGACCCUAGUUCCAGCACUUUAAGGAAAAUCCUAAUGGAACCCAAAUAUGUGUCAGCAUCAAACAGCAAUUCUAUACCUACAACUAAAAUCACAUCUGCACUGUCAGAUCCUUCACGAAUGUCAGAAAGUGAAAACCUUUCUGAUGUGAUGGCUUCACGACAUUUACAUUCCGAGGAGAGGCUAUCAUUCCCACCGCAGGCUGUACACCAUAAGCCAUCUCCACUGACAGAGUCCCAACAGAACUGUGGAGAAAAGACACAGCAUACAGUUAUUUCUCCUGCUACCUCAGUAAUAAGUCGAAUUCCUAUGCCUUAUGACACAGAAGAAACUCCACGAAUUUCCCUGAGCAACCGAAGCAUUGGCCUGCCCACCCCUAAACAAAAAUUUAGAUCAAACUCCAAUGAAAACAGUCGUUGCCAUGGCAUGGAUAUAGUUGAGGACGGGACAAGAGGGCGUACGGUUGUUGAGCCCACUCCCUACCAAACAGGUACCAGUCCUGGCCUAAGGGUCAAUACAUCAGAGGGUGUUGUUGUUCUGAGUUAUUCUGGUCAGAAAACUGAAGGACCCCACAGAAUGAGAGCCAAAAUUAGCCAGAUUCCUCAAGCAAGUGCUGGUGAUAUUGAAUUCCAGCAGUCUGUAUCCAAAUCUCAGAUAAAGCAAGACACACUCAUCCCGUCAUCCCAGUCAACUACCCCCAAAGUAGCCCCAGCUCCUACAGGUUAUGGGCACACGGGGGUCCUUUUGACAGGCCAGUCUUACAAUUCUCAGCCUGUCAUUUCCAGUACCAAGCAGGAGAGUCUCAUAUGUGACAAAUCUGAAGCUCCGUAUCACAUAGGAUCUCAGGGUGUGGUAAAGAUGUUCCAGCCGCCAAUUAGUUCUUCUCAAGUCUUAAUGUACAACCAAGCUGUGAUUCAACAGCAGCAUGGAAAAAGAGGGCUAGUGACAGACACCCUGCCAAAAAAGAUGGACAUAGGCAAAGCUGUUCAGCAGUCGAACCUAAGCCCAGUCAUGAGUCCACACCACCCCUCGCUGUCUGGAACACGCAUGAGUCCAAGCCCUGGCAUUUCAAAUGAACGGUCAAUGCUACACCUCAAGCAAGAACCUCAGUCUCCACGGACAGCUGGUCACUCCCCUUCACCCUUCGUCAAAGCCUGUCCACCCAGCAGCUCUCCUAUUGGAACUUCUGUUGUUCUUAGUCAUGGGAUGCCAUCAUUGUCUACGUACCAUUCUAGUAUGCAUCACUCACACUCAGAACAGUCCUCUGUGAUAAUUCAGCCUCACAGUGUCACACAGUCGAUGGCUCAUGAAGCGAGAAUGAAUAACCCACCAAUCUCUGGGAUAAACUACGGAAGGCGAGGAGAUUCCCUGUCUUCUCCACUACCAGGGCCUCCACAGCGCUCAAACACACCACAACCUAAUGUCAUUCGAGACAUGGUGUUACAGUCUCAUUCAAGUCCCCAAGGAUCAGUGUCAGGUAUUGGUGGCAACAGUGCAAGUGAAGAAGAACCCAGGCACUUCAAGCAAGCUCUCAGUAGACCUCCAGUUUCUCAGCUCCAGUCAGAUGUAAUGAUGGUUCACAGUGAUCACAGAGGGCUCCAUCCAAGCAUUCGCAUGGACCAGUACAGAGACAUACACCAGCGCAUACUCAUGCACCAGCAACUUGGGGAGCAAGUAGCUGUGGAAGCAAGACAGUCACGCACCUCAGAGACUGGAACAUCUUCAGGCAACAUCUCUGGGCCUUCAAAAAGUCCUUUACUGGGGAAGAACAUUGAGCUCUCAGCAAAAGAGCCUCUCAAACCCCUUGAAGGAAAGCUAAUGCACCCAACCCCCAAUGAAAGUAGAAUCCGGGGAGUCCAUGCAUCUAGUCCUGUUAUGGUGUCGCCUCACCCUCAUGGAGUUCAACUGAUUCAUCCAGGAGGUGCAGGCUCUUUUCCAGUAUACCGAGACACACGAGGCUUCCCAAGCCAGUUUCCUGGACAUAACCUGGCUAAUCAAGGAAUUACAUCUUCACAGGUCCCUGCAGAGCCAGAGCUGGGCACCAGAGGUAAAAUGCCUCAGUCACAUGGCGGAGGAAGCGACUCCAAACCUGAGAGCUCCCUUCUUCGCCAUGCUACCUCUUCAGACCUCUCACACAUUUCCCGAAUAUCAGGGGACACAGUCUCGCCCUCAUACCAGUCUCCCUUGAUGUCUCCUAUGGGUCUUACUCACAAGCCAGAUCUGUCUCUACAAAAAGGCCCUCCAUCCUUCCUCCUCACGCCUCCACCAACAGCACCACCAUCAAGUUCACAGCAGCCACGGCAUGAUGCUAAGCUGGAGCAUUCAGGACAUCGGUCCAUUGACAUGGUGCAGCUUUUGACAAAAUACCCUAUAGUAUGGCAAGGCCUGUUGGCACUGAAGAACGACCAGGCUGCUGUCCAGCUGCACUUUGUGUCUGGUAACACCAUGUUGUCUCAGCGCUCCCUGCCUCCACCAGAGGGAGGUUCUCUUCUUCGUAUUGUCCAGAGGAUGAGGCUUGAGGCUUCGCAGCUGGACAGCGUAGCACGCAGAAUGACUGUGGAAAAUGACUACUGUUUGCUUCUGGCUCUACCCUGUGGUCGAGACCAAGAAGAUGUCCUUGGUCAAACCCAAGCCUUGAAAAGUGGCUUUAUCACCUAUUUGCAAGCAAAACAGGCAGCUGGCAUCAUCAACGUGCCCAAUCCUGGCUCUAACCAGCCAGCCUAUGUGGUGCAGAUUUUCCCACCAUGUGAAUUCUCGGAGAGCCACCUUUCGCGCCUGGCCCCGGACCUUCUCAACAGCAUCUCCAGCAUUUCUCCUCACCUCAUGAUUGUUAUUGCCUCUGUUUAAUUACCUCCAUUUUUUUCUUUUCCUGAACAAAGCUAACACCAGCCCUUUUGGACAGUUUGGAAACUGACCUCAUAUUUUUAUGAGUUUGACUUAAGAAAAAAAAACAAAAAAACAAACAAAAAAAAAAAACCUAAUCUAUUUUGGGUUCACCCUUUCUCUUUCACUUCACCAAGUCCUUAAAUCACCCAGUGAUGAUGAAUUCCAAAAACGUAACUUUUUUGAAGAGGAUAUGAAGGGUCGAAGGGAUUUUUGAUGAUCAUUACUGGUUGCUCUUCAUUUUUGACCAUUUUUGGAGGUGAUGUGCAUAGCCUUUUGUAUUCAUGACAUUCAUAAAGAUGUGGAUGGUGACCUUCAGCGGGAUAUUUUUUACCUUCAUAAAAGUGAUUGUGAUUUUUUUUUCUUUUUUUUUAAAGAUGAUGUGAGAAGUCAUUGCACUAUGUUAAGAAAAACAUUGUGAACUCUGUACAGAUUUGAGUAUAAACUUCUACAUGUUAUGGAUUUAUUAUUAUCAGUCAUGCGUGUGCUAAAGCAAAGAAAAUCAUUGCCUGGAAAAAUGAUGAAGAUUCUUUUUAGCUUCAUCAAUCAUACCGCUUUUGCUCCUUCACCAUUAGCAAAUUUCUACAUCAUUUCCGGACUCGGCUCUCCAUCGCAAAGUGUUCCCUGCCCCAGGAACUCGUGAUGGGACGUUCAGAGUUGUACAGUUUACACUCAAUGCCUCAACAGGGGACAAUAUAAAGAAUAUUUAAUUUUUUUUUUUCAUUUUCUUUAAGCCUAAGGAUAAUGUGGACAAUUGUCAAACUGUAAAUAUUAUAAAUAUUUAAAAGACUGAAGUGACGUGAAAAGACCAAGCAAAUUAUUUUAAACGACAGACCAUGAAAUCUUUUUUCUUUAUUUCUGUCCUUACUGUUUUUCUCGUUUUCUCAUGUUGUAUUUAUUUUUCAUUCUUCAUGCAGGGCAAGAAUGUUGGAAAAAAAAGGAAAAAAAACAGGAAAAAAAACGAUUUCGUGCCAAAAUGUCUUCUGCAAUUGCUCAACACACUUGUGUAUGUAAAACUACAUGUGAUCAGAACCUAUUUUCCUAUGUGAGCUUGUAUUUUGCCAUUCAGAAGGCACACUUGGAUUUAUUUUUUUUAUUUUCUGUUUUUGGCAUUGUUCAUUAACAGAGUUCUGCUACUACAGUGAUUUUUGAAACACGAUGUUCAUUUGAAGGAACUUUUUGUUUGUACUGUAGGGUUUACAUUUCUGUUAGCAUUUCUCUAUUUCCACCACCCCACUGUGCUGUCCUGUGCUGCCCCCUGCUGUCUGAAAACCAGUGUCGCAACCAGGACUGCAUACUGAAGUUUUUUAUGCCACUGCUUUGUAUGAGAUGUGCAAUGGCAUGUUUUAUUUUCAAAUCUUAAAGGGUAAGAGGGUUACAAAGGCAAAGAAUGUGACUUAUACUUGACAUUAUGCCGCUAAUGGAUGUGUUGAUCAUCUGUCUCCAUCCCUCCCCUUAAAUGUCUGCUUGAGCCAAGCUGUACAUACUGAUGUCCAUAUUCUGUGCUCUUGUCUACCCCCCCCCCCCAUACAGUUGUCUUUCUUCAGGAUCUUCUUUUUUUUGUUUUGUGCAACAAAACGAAGCAGUCUGAAAGAGACGGGAAAUGAGGUGAAACCGAUGCUGAAAGUAAAACCAUGCUUGUCAGUUUUGUGGUGUAAAUAUUUGCAUUACUGCAAGCUGAAUACUCUCAUGGUUAUGUUGAAGGCACUUAUAAUUUUGAUAAACAAACAAGAAAAAAAACAAUCUUUAAAAAGUGAUUAAUAUGAAAAAAAUGUCUUUUGAUCAAUCUUCAUUUUGAGUGUAUUUUGAUGUUCCUCCAUGAGGACAUUUUAAACUGUAACAUAAAUGGUUGUUUAACUUACUUCUGAAGAUCAUUAAAUGGUCCCUAACUCUG
Molecule: messenger RNA, 12686 nt
Organism: Melanotaenia boesemani (Boeseman's rainbowfish)
Lineage: Eukaryota; Metazoa; Chordata; Actinopteri; Atheriniformes; Melanotaeniidae
Gene: spen
Product: spen family transcriptional repressor
Exons: 15
Coding region: 158-10756 (3532 amino acids)
Biological process (GO): regulation of transcription by RNA polymerase II
Cellular component (GO): nucleus
Molecular function (GO): mRNA binding
Source: RefSeq, a predicted model, not a curated record